Messenger RNA from Planococcus citri (citrus mealybug), 2262 nucleotides. RefSeq names its product ubiquinone biosynthesis protein COQ9, mitochondrial-like. Bases 378 to 2111 code for a protein of 577 amino acids. Gene Ontology annotation, biological process: ubiquinone biosynthetic process. The transcript has 2 exons. Gene Ontology annotation, molecular function: ubiquitin-protein transferase inhibitor activity; lipid binding. NCBI's taxonomy places the organism in Eukaryota, Metazoa, Arthropoda, Insecta, Hemiptera, Pseudococcidae. The record is from RefSeq and is a predicted model, not a curated record. Gene Ontology annotation, cellular component: mitochondrial inner membrane; cytoplasm.
GAGCGCGAGAUCCAACAGUGAAGCAAUAAAAUGCAAUCAGCUAUUAUCUUUCUGUCCAUCUUUUCGCUAGUUUCUACUCGCUGAUCCGUAUUGUGUUCAUUCUCUCCUCAUAAUUCAACUCGAAGUGCCGAAGAAUAACAAAUAUUAUCGUCGUGAAUGUGUGAAAUACCUGUCGGAUAUACCAGAAAUUCUAUAACUUCACAGUCUUGCAUUGCUGAAAUCGUAUCGGUGAAAUCCACAAGAAGGUGUUUCUGAUUGGAAUGUUUCGUGUGUUGAAACGUGCUUCUAAAAGUUUACUAAAUGAAGGAUUACUUUCUGUCGGCUUGAUUGAAUCGUCUAUGUUUGAUUCGAGCAAAUAAUUACAAGAAUCAAAAAAUAUGGCAGGCGAUGAAUUUUUUAAACGAGAAAUAAAAUUGAUGCACGAUGCUCUCAACGAAGGAGACUUGGAUAGAGUUCGUGAACUGAGACAGACAAAAACAUUCACCACCAUUGUGUCGCAGCAUGGUGUUGAUCUGAUUUCCAGCAUAUCCAAGUUCAUGGAUGAUGAACGUAUAUACAAGUGUCCGCAUUUAGUCGAAUGUUACGAAGAAAUACUCGAAUCGAUCGUCGACGAAAUCGACCCGGAUGACUUAUUUGUCACUCUGUUGGAGCAAGUGGAUGAAGAAAGUUGCUGCAUCGAAAAAUUUCUCAUGCUGUUAGACCCUUUGAAAUUUACGCUGGUAAAAUUAGGAUCAUCUCGCGAGUAUUGGUUAGAAUGGACGCUGAGUACCAUAAAAUUUUAUUUGGAAAGUGUUCAUUUUCCCGAAGAUCACAAUAUCGAAUUCGACGAAAAGAUAAUGACGGUCAAUGAUCCACACGUCGAUAAGCUUCUGCAUUUAUCUGCAAAACUUGUCGUAUUUUACGAAACAUUUCUAAAUGACACGAUAUCGGCCCGCGAAAUCGACGCCUUGAUCGCAUUUGGAUUUCACAUAUUAGCCGAACCUGUCAUGUAUCUGUAUUUGGAGAAGUUCGAGAAAUUACAAGAAAUCUGUGACCAAGUUCUUCGCAGUAUUGGCAAGUUGUACGGUAAAGCGUAUUGUUUGUUCGAAUUUAUCGACGAAACGAAAGCCUUAGACGUAGAAGAACUGGAGCCCGAUAAAGAUACUUAUUUAGAUGAAGACAGCUCAGACUUUGUGGUGCGUAAUCCACUAUGGGCUAAAAUAAAAAUCCUGCCUUUGGCUGUGUACUAUUCGGUGCGAAUUACCGAAACUCCGUUCACCAAUUAUUUUCCUCUGGCCUUUUCUCCGGUAUAUUUAUUUCACAAAUUGCUUUAUUUGUCUGUCUUACUGAUGAAAAAUUUUCAUAACGCUGUCGUCAGAAAAGGUCUCCUGCUGUGUGAUAAAAUUUUCCGAAGCACGCCGAAUGGUUCCAUACCGUACGGAUAUUUAGAGUACAAAGUUCACAAGAAAUUUGUCGCAGCUGUCAGCCGAAUCUGUAUUUAUUCGUACAUAUUUGAAAAUAGGAAAUUAGCCAUCGAAUUGCUGCAAUCCUACGUGCUUAAAUUUGAUCCGAAAGGAACCUAUUUAUUACUCAUGAAUAUCACCUCGGAAACUGGCAGCGAAGAUAUCGAUAGCGAAAUAAUAACCAUCUUUAGGAAAAUGAUGCAUACGAGCUUCGUAGAGAAUAAUUUCCAAUAUUACCAGAAAGGAAAAUACUUGAUAGAUUUAUUGAAGAUUUUUGCCAAGCUUGGAGAAGGCAGCGAUACCGAUUUGAUAGCAUCGAAGAACAAAAUCGUUUCGUUAUUAUAUCUAUUCGCGUUAAUGUUGCGCAGAGAUGCUCAAAACCAAACCGGUAUCCACGAUUAUUAUGAUCACUUCGAUAGGAAUUAUUUUACGGUAAUCGAAGAAGCCAUCGAAAAGUCUCGAGAGAAAUACAAACGCGAUGCGGUUACGUUCAUCAAUAACGACGAUCCGUUACCAUUCGAAGAUAAUGUUUCAAUCGUGGUCGAAGGUAAAUCAUUGCCAAGAUUACAGCGAGAGGAUAAAAUAAACGCUACGAAAAAUGCCCUCAGCGCAUUGGAUAUGAUCGAACAUGCUAUGCAAUUGGUAUACGAAUACAAUGCCUGUAAAUGAUGUAUCAGUAACAUUGUAUAUUAUAUUACUUCGUAUAAUGUGAUAUGUAUUUUUGCGGUUCAUCAUUUUUUUCUCCUAAUUUAUCAAUGUACGAUUCUUUCUGUUUUUACUAAUGUGAUUUUAAUUUAAUAUAUUUUUUCAUGACGUCGAA